Molecule: messenger RNA, 837 nt
Organism: Hippopotamus amphibius kiboko
Lineage: Eukaryota; Metazoa; Chordata; Mammalia; Artiodactyla; Hippopotamidae
Product: F-box only protein 27-like
Exons: 5
Coding region: 1-837 (278 amino acids)
Biological process (GO): SCF-dependent proteasomal ubiquitin-dependent protein catabolic process; glycoprotein catabolic process
Cellular component (GO): SCF ubiquitin ligase complex; cytoplasm
Molecular function (GO): ubiquitin protein ligase activity; protein binding
Source: RefSeq, a predicted model, not a curated record
AUGGCCCACCAGGCAGGAGCACUGGCUGAGAUGCCUGUGGCAGCCGGGCCUGACGAGGAGACCACGUGCGCCUCAGCCUCUGGGGGCCUGUCCGCCCGGGUCCCCGCUCCGGAUCUGGAAGCCGAGGAGACGCUGGGUCUGGGCCAGCUGCCCGUGGAGCUGCUCGAGAUGGUGCUGGUCCACGUGCCCCCCCACAUGCUGCUCGGGCACUGCCGCUCUGUGUGCCGGCACUGGCGCGACCUGGUGGACUGCCAGCACCUGUGGCUGAGCAUCUUGGACCGAGACCACGCCUCCCUGUCCCCCAUCCUCCGCACCUACCUGCCCCCUGAAGACAGCGACCCCAGGCCCUGCGUCUUGGGCCGCUUCUGCGAGCGCAGACCCAUAGGGCGCGACCUCCUCUCGAACCCCAAUGGCGAAGGUGGGGAGCCCAGGAAAGGGGUCCUCCUAGAGCAGGUAGAAGGGUGUUGUUACAAGGGAGAAAUGUUGAACUUGGAAAAGGAGGGUCUGUGGCCGGAACUCCUGGAUAGUGGAAAGAUUGAUAUUUGUGUCUCUGCUUGCUGGAAAGAACUACAAGACAGUGACCACACGUAUCAUCUAGUCAUUGGACUUCUGGAUGCCAACCAUGACGUCCUGCAUCGUUUCUUUCAUGAAGGUUUUCCCAUCCAGAGGCGGAGAAACCGUGUCUCCUUUAAGGUCAGACACGUGUUCUCCAACCUCAAGAAGGGUGUCCGCUUUGUGUUUUUUGACCACAGUGUCUGGGGCUUGGAUUAUUGGCUUGAGCAAUAUGUACUCUCUAUGUCCGAAUCCAAAGUCAUCGUGCGGUUCCGUCUGUCCUAG